CGUAGAACUCCCAUUGAUUGAUCUUCACUACACUCCCCGCUGACCAGAGAAAACAGACGACAGCGAGAGCGAGAGGGGAUUUAAAUCGGACACUUUGCGUUCACGUUAAAUGACGGAAAAGGUAGCUGUAUGCUUUGCUUUUGUAGCCUGUAAUAAUCCAUCGAUGAAACGGUCUUCAUACUAGCGACACUCGCCUACGUAGCUAGCUUGUAAUGUCGGCACUGUUGGACUUGUUUUCCUGCGUUAUCCCGCUUCCUGUUAGCCCGAGCUCGGAGCAACAUCUAAAAUAUGCUAAUUGAGAAGCAAGAACCCAACGCACAGGGGUGUAACUUCGGAAAGGAUCCUAUAAGUCUGUGGUUUCUUCAUAGUAAAACAUAAUGUUAAUAACUUUGCUUAAAGAGCUUUUGAGCAGCUGGUCGUUUAGUACGCUAUCACCGAGAGCUAGCCAUCUUGCUUGUUGAAUUCAUGCAUUAAAACUUGGCAAAGAAUAGCUUUGAAUGCGUUGAACAGUGCAUCUUAAGUUUGUGAUUGUAAUGUGUAUGUUUUGCGUUGGGUUAUAAAAAUAAUUUGUUUAACGAGGGUAGAUCAAAAUAGUUAGAAGUUUUGAUCAAUCAACACGAUUAAUCUUAAUGGAUUAGAUCACGAAAACAAAUAUUUCUGCAUGUUUAAAUACUUAAAAUCUCACCGUACUGUCUCUUUAUAUGCAUGUGCAACACGAAGGUGUAAAAUAGAUUAAAUUUAUAUGGUGUAGCAGCAAAGAGAGCCUUUGAAGUGGACGGACUGGUGCAGAAGGUGUAUGUGCUGCUUUUAAGAAACGAACGUAUUUGCUAAAUGAACCCGCCCUCUGUAACUAGCCAUCCGAGGUAACUAGGAGGAUAGGGAGCCGAGGAGGAGAGCUGGUCCUGCCCGUGUUAGAAGGCUCAUCUUCCCAGAUCACCUCCCCGCGCCUCCGCCCUGUUCCCGACCAUGGACCCCCCUAGGACUCGGUCUCGUUCCCGCUCAGGCUUCUAUCACUUCGGUUUGAACGGAGGAGUGAACAGCGGUGGGAACUCUGCUGGGAAUGGGCUAAUGAGCGCCAGCGGAGGAGGACUGAACUACCCGCAGCAGACCAACCCCGGCUGGGCGUCUCAUCACCAUGGUGGUCGCAGUCACCCGGAAAGCCUGCAGCACACACAGGGGGGCUACCUGUCAUCAGGAGCACCGCGCCACUCAGCUCAUGGACCCCACAGACAUCACCCGGAGCAGGUGAGCGAGCAUCACUGAACAAGACCAUACAGUCGUACAAGAUAUAGCCUUGGGAAGACAGAGGCAGACCCUUGCAGCUCACCUUCUGUUGGACACCUUCUGUUCUGGUGUUGUCAACAGCUAGAACUGGAUAUGUAGGCCUACUUUCUUUUUAGCAAACCCCUUCUGAAGGUUUUGCAUACUACAAAAGCAGAGAAAAUAUUACCUAGCAUAGAAUUAUUGCAACGCCAUAUAUAUGUAAAUAAUACAUGCUGGGCUUAUUUCUUUUUUUGUAUAUGGAGACAAUUACUUAAAUACUUUGAAUAACACAUUGUGUGUUAUUGUUAUUGUGUUUUAUGGAAAGACAUGUGUUUCCAUCUAUAGUUUUCCACCUCUGGUAUUAAGUAACAUUUUAUAUAAAAUAUGUAAUGACAAAAUAUCAAUCUUUGCAUGAGAAACGGGAAAAAAAUAAUUUGUUAUUCAUAUUAAAACACAAGAACUACAAGACAAGAAUAUUUAAACCUCUAGGAUGACAAAAUCAGUUAGUUGUUGAUAUUGGUGAUAAAAAAAUGUGGUUCGUCUGUGAUUCUGUCUGCCCACACAAUCAGUUCUCUAACCUCGGGUGUAAAUUGGCAAGAGCAUCCAAGAAUGGGUUAGUUGGUGUCAUAUAGUUAUGGCUUAAUUUGUGGUAAAUGAGUAUUUUUCUGUAUGCUGACUGCUGUUGGCUAGUCACUUCACCGUCUCCCCUCUGUUCUGCAAAGCCACUGGCAGGGCGUCUUUGAGCUGUCACUAUCAGCAGCCUUCGCAUGGCUGUGGAGUGGCGUUGCAAAGACAAGAAAAAGGAAUGGAAUAGCUUUCUGAUCUCUCUUUCAGGAGGAGUGUUACAUUUUCAUCCAGAUAAUGUGUUUGGUGAGGAUCGGGACAAAAUGGAUGAUAGCCCAAGCCCCAAAAGGCAGCGUCUCUCUCAGCAGUCCAUGUUGGACCUCAGCUCUGGCCCGCCCUCCACGCCCUCCUCCCCCAUGCGCCCCUGGGAGCUGCCUCACAGUCGCAGACCUCAUCCUCACUACAUGCCCGAGCGCUGCCACACGCCAGUCCGCAACCGCCGCAGCCCUCCUAUGAGGCGUCAGCGUGGUCGAAGGGAUCGCCUGACUCGACACCACCAUCACGGCCACAACAAUCACCAUCAUUACAACAAUAAUGGCCACCACCACCUGCACCCCCAUCAUGGCCCCUCCUCUGGGCAUCAAGAUGAGAACUACCGCCACCCAGCUGCUCCUCCAGGUUACCCUCCCUACAGCCAGCAGCCACCUCGAGGGCCCGGCCCAGAUGAACGGCCAGGGUACCAUCCUCCCAACCCUUCCCCCAGACCACUGCACCAGUCUCCCAACAUCUCCCCCAGACUGCUGCACCCCCACCCACAUCCACACCCAUCUCAACAGCAGAGCAGUGUGGUCCUGGACCUCCAUGAACAGGGAUCAGUCACAGGAUCAUAUCCGGUGUCUCCUCCGGGGGCGCCACCAGGCCUGCCGCCUCGGUCUGCCCCACAACAGAUCCCAGCCUGCUCCGUGGUCUUCAGCGGACAGCAUUACCCAGUCUGCAGUGUCCCUCCUCCUGUCCUUCAAACCUGUUCAGUGCAACAUUUACCCAUGCCCUACCCAUUCCCAUCUUUGCUGUCCAGUGACCCAACCUUCCUCCUCCCUCCUCCUCACCCUCACCUACCCCACCCUUCAGCUCAUUUGUCCCACCAUGCAACGCAUCUGCCCCAGCCAGGACAAUUUGGGCCAUACCCUACACAACAGGCUCGAUCUCCAUUACAGAGAAUAGAGAAUGAUGUGGAGUUGCUUGGAGAACAUUUAUCACUGGGGGCUGGUCUCCACUACCCUCCGGCCACACACCCAGCCCUGACGCCACACUCUACCCAGCUACACUUCCUGUCCCAUGACCCUCUUCCACAGGAGUUCUUUGGCGUGUCCUAUCCCAAUUUCAUACAACGGCGAAUCCCAGGUCGACGUUAUCGUUCUCAACAGCCACUGCCACCUUCGCCUUACCACCCCAGCCUUCUGCCUUACUUUCUUUCAAUGCUGCCAGUCCAGCCAACAGGCCCCGCAAUUAGCCUAGAGCUGGAUGUUGAUGAUGGAGAAGUGGAGAACUAUGAGGCCCUGUUGAACCUUGCAGAGCGCCUGGGAGAAGCUAAACUUCGUGGGCUGACCAAGGGAGACAUCGAACAGCUUCCUUCUUACCGGUUCAAUCCCAAUAACCAUCAGUCUGAACAAACACUGUGUGUGGUGUGCAUGAGUGACUUUGAGUCCCGCCAGUUGCUGCGAGUUCUGCCCUGCAGCCAUGAAUUUCAUGGAAAGUGUGUGGACAAGUGGCUGAGAGCUAACAGGACGUGUCCCAUUUGUCGAGCUGAUGCCUCAGAAGUACAGCGGGACUCAGAGUGACCACUAGAGGGAGCCAGACACUUGUCUUUGUCCUUCAGCACUGCCCGUUACUGAUCCUUCGACAUGAGUGCACAUUCACAUCACACUCAUUCAUUUUGUCCAGCACUUUUCUUUUUCAUUGUUACUUAUAUUUACUUAUGUAUUUGUCUGUAAAGGACACAUCUGAUUUGGUCAGAAUGGUCACAUUUUGUGUGUAAACUACCACCACUCUCCUCACUGUUAGCAGUGCUGUGUGCGCAUGUGCAUGCACACUACUGUGGAGCUCUGAAUGGACAUCCUCUGACACAGGGCUGUGGUACUGAUUGUAUGUGUGACUGUGUGUACGCAUGAGGUCAUGGUCAGGUUGUGAGGUGUUUUGGAGCAUGCCUGAGUUUGUUGUCGGAGUUUGUGCUCUGGCUUUACUUCCUGUUUGUAUGCACUGUAUGUCAGAUAUCGAGUGAAACUUUCCUUCAUUUUGCCAGUAAGGGUCCAUGUUGCCAUUAUUAUGAUUAAUUAUAGUUAUUAAUAUCAUUAGCAACAUUUAGUGAUGAAUGAUUGUUUUCCUAUACCUGACAGUUACCUCAUCAUUCCUGUUACGGUCCCUAUUCAUUUAACGUGCUUCACGCAACUAAUAAGCACAUUAUAUACUUUUCUUGUGGGUUCUUAGCAAAACUAAUUUUGUCUGUGUUUUUUGCAGUGGCACAUGUGUUACAUGUAUACAAUAUCUAUUAAUAUACUGUUAAAAAUCUAUGAUCUGUAUACCAAAUAAAAGGCUUGUUAAGAACUUU
Molecule: messenger RNA, 4432 nt
Organism: Boleophthalmus pectinirostris (great blue-spotted mudskipper)
Lineage: Eukaryota; Metazoa; Chordata; Actinopteri; Gobiiformes; Gobiidae
Product: E3 ubiquitin-protein ligase RNF38-like
Exons: 12
Coding region: 2031-3665 (544 amino acids)
Source: RefSeq, a predicted model, not a curated record